Molecule: messenger RNA, 3642 nt
Organism: Perognathus longimembris pacificus (Pacific pocket mouse)
Lineage: Eukaryota; Metazoa; Chordata; Mammalia; Rodentia; Heteromyidae
Gene: Mms19
Product: MMS19 homolog, cytosolic iron-sulfur assembly component
Exons: 31
Coding region: 18-3086 (1022 amino acids)
Biological process (GO): iron-sulfur cluster assembly
Cellular component (GO): MMXD complex; cytosolic [4Fe-4S] assembly targeting complex
Source: RefSeq, a predicted model, not a curated record
GUUCUUCGGCUAGCGUCAUGGCUGCCGCCGCCGCUCUGGAGGCGGCGGCACCUACUGGUGCCCUGUGGGGCCUCGUACAAGACUUCGUCAUGGGUCAGCAGGAAGGUCCCGCUGGCCAGGUGGCUGCAGAUGUGAAAUCCGGCAGCUAUACAGUGUUACAAGUGGUAGAAGCCCUUGGGUCCUCUCUUGAUAAUCCAGAACCCAGAACUCGGGCACGAGGAAUCCAGCUCUUGUCACAGGUGCUACUCCAGUGUCACCCCUUGCUUCUGGAAAAGGAAGUGGUACACCUGAUCCUGUUCUAUGAGAACCGGCUAAAGGACCAUCAUCUUGUGAUCCCAUCUGUCCUGCAGGGCUUGAGGGCACUUAGCCAGUGUGUGUCCUUGCCCCCAGGACUAGCUGUCUCUGUGCUUAAAGCCAUCUUCCAGGAGGUACAUGUACAGUCCCUGCCCCAGGUGGACCGUCACACAGUCUACAAUAUCAUCACCAACUUCAUGCAAACUCGGGAAGAAGAGCUAAAGGGCCUAGGAGCUGACUUCACAUUUGGCUUCAUCCAAGUGAUGGAUGGGGAGAAGGAUCCCCGUAAUCUUCUAGUAGCUUUCCGCAUCGUUCAUGACCUCAUCUCUAGGGACUAUAGCCUGGGACCCUUUGUAGAAGAGUUGUUUGAAGUAACAUCUUGUUAUUUCCCUAUUGAUUUUACCCCUCCACCUAAUGAUCCCCAUGGCAUCCAGAGAGAAGAUCUCAUCCUGAGUCUUCGAGCUGUGCUGGCUUCUACACCACGAUUUGCUGAGUUCCUGCUACCCCUUCUGAUUGAGAAAGUAGAUUCUGAGAUUCUGAGUGCCAAACUGGAUUCUCUUCAGACCCUGAAUGCUUGCUGUGCUGUAUAUGGACAGAAAGAGCUGAAGGACUUCCUCCCCAGCCUUUGGGCUUCUAUUCGCAGAGAGGUGUUCCAGACGGCAAGUGAGCGGGUGGAGGCAGAGGGCCUGGCAGCCCUGCACUCUUUGACUGCGUGUUUGUCUCGCUCUGUGCUGAGGGCUGAUGCUGAGGACCUCCUUGACUCCUUCCUUAGCAACAUUCUACAGGACUGCAGGCACCAUCUGUGUGAGCCAGACAUGAAAUUGGUGUGGCCAAGUGCCAAGCUGUUGCAGGCAGCUGCAGGUGCAUCUACCCGAGCCUGUGACCACAUCACCAGCAAUGUACUGCCCUUACUACUGGAGCAGUUCCACAACCACAGUCAGAGCAACCAGCGGCGGACAAUCCUUGAGAUGAUCUUGGGUUUCUUGAAGGUGCAGCCAAAAUGGAGCUAUGAAGACAAAGAUGAAAGGCCUCUGAGUAGUUUCAAGGACCAGCUAUGCUCACUGGUAUUCAUGGCCCUAACAGACCCUAGCAGCCAGCUACAGCUUGUUGGCAUCAGGACACUUACAGUCUUGGGGGCGCAACCAGAUCUCCUAUCAUCUGUGGACCUGGAGCUGGCAGUGGGUCACCUGUACAGACUGAGCUUCCUGGAGCAGGAUUCCCAGAGUUGCAGGGUGGCAGCUCUAGAAGCAUCAGGAACCCUGGCCAGUCUCUACCCCGGGGCUUUCAGCAGCCAUCUAGUACCCAAGCUUGCUGAGGAGCUGCACAAAGAGGAAUCAGAUUUAGUUAGAGAGGAUUGGCACACCAAAUGCUCCCGGCAUCUGCUCUGUCUGCAAGCUUUGUCAGCUGUUUCAACACAUCCCAGCAUCGUCAAGGAGACGCUGCCUCUGCUGCUGCAGCAUCUCUGGCAGUUGAACAAAGGGAAUGUGGUUGCAGGAUCCAGUGAAGUUAUUGCUAUCUGCCAGAGUCUCCAUCAGGUGGCCGAAAAAUGCCAGCAGGACCCUGACUGCUGCUGGUAUUUCCAUGACACGGCUGUACCUUGCCUGCUUGCCUUGGCUGUACAGGCUUCCAUGCCAGAGAAGGAACCCUCAGUUCUAAGUAAGGUGCUGCUGGAAGAUGGGGUCUUGACUGCCAUGUCCUCUGUCAUUAGCACUGCCACCACUCACCUGAGACCUGAGUUAGCUGCUCAGAGUGUCACCCACAUUGUGCCCCUCUUCUUAGAUGGCAACACCUCCUUUCUGCCUGAAAACAGCUUCUCAAGCAGAUUCCAGCCAUUCCAGGAUGGCUCCUUGGGGCAGAGGCGGCUGGUUGUACUGCUUAUGGCUUUUGUCUGCUCUUUGCCUCGAAAUGUGGAAAUCCCUCAACUGAACAGACUCAUGCGGGAGCUUUUGUCACUGAGCUGCUGCCACAGCUGCCCAUUCUCCGCUACAGCUGCUGCCAAGUGCUUUGCAGGACUCCUCAACAAGCACCCUGCAGGGCAGCAGCUAGACGAAUUCCUCCAGCUGGCUAUGGACACAGUGGAGGCCAGCCUGAGCCCGGGGCCUGCUCGUAGUCAGGCCUUCACACUGCUGCUCUGGGUAACCAAGGCUCUAGUACUCAGGUACCAUCCUCUCAGUUCCUGCCUUACAACUCGACUCAUGGGCCUCUUGAGUGAUCCAGAACUAGGCCCUACAGCUGCUGAUGGCUUCUCUCUGCUCAUGUCUGACUGCACUGAUGUGCUAACUCGUGCUGGCCAUGCAGAAGUGCGAAUCAUGUUCCGCCAGCGGUUCUUCACAGACAAUGUGCCUGCUCUGGUCCAAGGCUUCCAUGCUGCUCCCCAAGAUGUGAAGCCAAACUAUCUAAAAGGUCUGUCUCAUGUACUCAAUAGGCUGCCCAAGCCUGUGCUCUUGCCAGAACUGCCCACACUCCUUUCCUUGUUAUUGGAGGCCCUGUCCUGCCCUGACUCUGUGGUCCAGCUCUCUACCCUCAGCUGCCUUCAGCCUCUUCUACUGGAAGCACCCCAAGUCAUGAGUCUUCAUGUUGACACCCUGGUCACCAAGUUUCUAAACCUCAGUUCCAGCCCAUCCAUGGCUGUCCGGAUUGCUGCGCUGCAGUGUAUGCAUGCUCUCACCCGCUUGCCCACUCCUGUGUUGCUGCCAUACAAACCACAGGUGAUCCGGGCCUUGGCCAGGCCACUAGAUGACAAGAAGAGACUGGUGCGCAAGGAAGCUGUGUCAGCUAGGGGAGAAUGGUGAGUUCUAAGUCAAAGGUAAGACAAGUAAACCUCACUGCUAACACUGCCUUUAUGCCUACAGGUUUCUGUUGGGGAGCCCUGGCAGCUGAGUCCCCAGCCUUCCGUCCUGGUCUACACGCUUAAAACUGACAAUCUAACCUAGAAUCACCAUCGAGCCAUUCUGCCCAAGGCAAGAAGACCACUGACCUUUCCUUGCCAUUCUCACCAACACAGCACAAGACCUGGGCAUGUGUUCCAUGGCUGUACAAGACACAGAAGUCCUGAUUCCUAACAGAUUUGUGAAGUAACUAAGCAAGACUACUUGUGUUUAAAGAAAGUUCUUGGGUUGUGGGGCUCUCCCAUUGUAUCUUAUGUCAGGAGAAGGGAGCUAUGCUGCAAAGGGGUGUGUGCAGUUGAGUGUGACCCUGAGGACCAGGGAUAGUGGAUGUGUGUGUACUGCUGAGGAAUAAAAAAAAUUUUGGUAAUGAAGCUGUCAAGUAUUUCCCCCAUCUCACAUAUACUUCAGUAGCACAUAGCCGGGAGGCCUCUGUAGCCUUAAGCUACAGAAGUAGUCAUGA